AUGGCCGACGAUUUGCCCAUCAAUACAAAGCUCAAUGGAGGGCCACUUUUCGCCGGCCCAGACCCGACGCCCGCUCCAAUUGAGCGUCCAGGUCACGAGGUUGCACCGCCUGCCGAAGUUCAACUCGUCGACCUCGAUGCAAUGAAGGAUCCAGUUUGGGUCGACGCCCUCCAGAGAUUUAUCGACAGACCCGAUGUCUUGCGAGAGAUCCAGCCAGUGUAUGCCGAGACGUUCGAGCAUGCAAGAAAACCCAUCAAGCCAUCCAGAAACCCGAAAAGGGAGAUCUUUGGUGCUACGCUGUAUAAUACAAAGCUCGCCGCAGGGAGUGCUGACGUUGAACUUCGCCAUUUCAACUCUCAAGCGAAAAAGACCUGGCUUGCGUUGCUACAAAAGGCCAAGACGAUGCUGGAAGAAGAUUACGAGGCUGUCAAGGGGAUGGUCCCACUCUUCGAUUGGGAUGCUGAUAAAGACGGCGGGCUAGAGGAGCAGGAGCAUUUCCGGGCGCUCUUAAGGGUGCGAAAACGAAGCGUUGAGUUAAUGGAGCAGCAACUCAGGAAGGCGGUAAAGCUUGCGAAGGUGGUCGCGGAGCAGGCUAGCAAGUAG
Messenger RNA from Baudoinia panamericana UAMH 10762, 603 nucleotides. RefSeq lists its product as uncharacterized. Lineage: Eukaryota; Fungi; Ascomycota; Dothideomycetes; Mycosphaerellales; Teratosphaeriaceae. Bases 1 to 603 code for a protein of 200 amino acids. The record is from RefSeq and is a predicted model, not a curated record. The transcript has a single exon.